CACUGUGUGUUUUCUUUUUGAUCUUUCCCUGUGAGUUUUUCGCGUUUUGGAGCGGAGGAUUUGUCACCAUGCAGAUCUUUGUGAAGACCCUGACGGGCAAGACCAUCACUCUCGAGGUCGAGUCCUCUGAUACUAUCGACAAUGUGAAGACGAAGAUCCAGGACAAGGAGGGCAUUCCGCCUGACCAGCAGAGGCUGAUCUUCGCCGGCAAACAGCUCGAGGAUGGCCGAACUCUUGCCGACUACAACAUCCAGAAGGAGUCCACCUUGCACUUGGUGCUUCGUCUUCGGGGAGGUAUCAUCGAGCCCUCUUUGAUGGCCCUGGCGCGCAAGUACAACCAGGAAAAAAUGAUCUGCCGGAAGUGCUAUGCCCGCCUACACCCCCGGGCUGUUAACUGCAGAAAGAAGAAAUGUGGACACAGCAACCAGCUCCGCCCCAAGAAGAAGAUCAAGUAGAGAGGUGACCACAUGCCUUGGUGCGUAGGUUGCAGUACAAGCUCAAGUAAAGUGGUAGCCUUUGCUCUUACACUUGUACAGCUUGUUUGCUACAGUUGUAGUGCAUCGCAUUUUUUCUGUAUGAGCAUACACGUGAUCACGUUUGUGAUCGUUAUCAUUUUGUUGAACUGCGUCUACAAAUUCUUGCUUCCUUAA
This is a messenger RNA of Physcomitrium patens, 650 nucleotides long. Its product is annotated as ubiquitin-ribosomal protein eL40 fusion protein. Gene Ontology annotation, cellular component: ribosome. The record is from RefSeq and is a predicted model, not a curated record. Gene Ontology annotation, biological process: translation. Lineage: Eukaryota; Viridiplantae; Streptophyta; Bryopsida; Funariales; Funariaceae. Gene Ontology annotation, molecular function: structural constituent of ribosome; protein binding.